AUGCCAUUUUUUGGGUCGACCAAUAAGAUCACAUUUGUCGGUGGUAUGACCGUAUUAAUAUCGGCGAUGAUGGGACCAGGAAUUGUAACGAAUACUUUAUUUGUUGAUUUAAUCAAUAUCACAUGUGGAAUUGGUUUAUAUCCUGAUUUUGGUUUCGUUUGUGUUCAUAAAAUAGGUUCGGAGAAUAGUCCAUUUGGAAAUAUAUCAUUCAUGAUAAUGUCAUCGAUCGUGAUAAUAUGGGUUGUGACAUCUAUACGUCAUGGAUUAAAUUUCAAUUAUGUUCCAAUCAUUGGAGAUGAUCAAAGUCAGGUGGUAGGAACAGUAUUGUUUAAUUAUGUUCUUACUCUUACUAUUUCAAGUGUUGUCAGUGAACUGGAAAAAGAUGUUCCAAUCCGAAAAUUGGUUUUGUCAUCAACCUUAAUAGUUACCAUUUUUUAUCUCGCUUUGGGAAUAUUUGGAGCUUUAGCCUAUAAGUUUGAAACAUCAGCUAAUAUAAUAUCCACUAUUCAUAGAAUUGAAACAGAUAAUGAGAUUGUUCAAAUAGCAACUUAUUUAUUUCCACUUAUAUUAAUUUUUAGUAUGUCAAUUAAUGCUAUUGUUAUUAGAUAUAAUUUGAUUAGAUCUGGAAUAUGUAAAAGUGUGAUUCCGUUUCAAACUGGAUAUUGGUUGGCUAUAUUCACUAAUUGGACUUCAAUAAUAUUUAUAUGUAGUUCAAAUUUCAUUAUACCAUUUUGGUUAUAUAUCUUAAGUCAAAAAAGAAAAUUAAAAAUUAUGGAUGAUUUUAAAGAAAUUGAUGUUAAAUUAGAGAAAGAGAUAGCUGAGAAAAAAAAAGAGGCAACCGAUAUUUUCCCUUUAAAAGAUGUGACUGUUACAACAUCAUCAUCAUAUUUAUCCUCUCCUCAAAGUUCAUUAACUCCAACAAAGAAUGUAAUAAUAACAUUUGGAUGUUUUGAAGAAAUGGAUGAUAUGAAAAAUGAUAAUGAAAAUUUAAGAACAUUAAGUGUAAGAAUAGCAUGGAUUGCAACUUAA
This is a messenger RNA of Diversispora eburnea, 1029 nucleotides long. Lineage: Eukaryota; Fungi; Glomeromycota; Glomeromycetes; Diversisporales; Diversisporaceae. The record is from the annotation of a GenBank genome assembly.